Messenger RNA from Hymenoscyphus albidus, 968 nucleotides. NCBI's taxonomy places the organism in Eukaryota, Fungi, Ascomycota, Leotiomycetes, Helotiales, Helotiaceae. The record is from the annotation of a GenBank genome assembly.
AUGGCGGUAUGUUAAACAAACCCGUGCUCGUGAAUCUGUAGAAUUGAUUGCAAUUAGGACCCAACAGCUGGAAGGUCUGGUACGAGAAGGGUAGGCAUCCAACUUGAAGCAUGAUAAUAACUUUCGUUGAUAACUAACUAAUAUGUGUACAAGGCCAGUCCUGACGACUUCCCAGACCCGGAUGACAUAGUCAUUCCGCCUCCCAACAAAAGCCAAAGAACUCCAGUAAGUCACCGGUCCUCUCGAUAACCAUUAUGGCCUGAAAAUUUCCUGACAGCACUUUAUAGAGGAAAAAGACUGCAGGCCAAAGACGGCGCCGUACAGCAAGAGUACUUGAAAAGGUACAUGACGCACGAGAUAAGGAACGUCCGGACCGCCGACAAAGAGCUGUCACGCCUACAGGACUCAAUGCCCCCAAGGAAGCUAGGCCAAUCCCGCUCCGAGAGAGAUAUGGUGCCAGAGGCAAUGCUGCAUAUGGAGCGAUUAGACCGGCGCGGAGAACUGGUCAGGGCCAGGGCCAGGCCGGUAGCCGGAGCCAGACAAGAGGGAGAAGAACUGCUCCUUCAGUGCCAGAUCCAGAUUCAGAGAUAGUGGCUUCACUUACCCCAGCGGAACGAGACGAUUCAUAUAACGCACCAAUGUACCCUUCGCGGGAAGCAAGAGAGCUGCUAUUUCCUUGGCUAGCCCAAGGAUUCAUACCUCAGGUGACUCCGGGCACAGGGGCACAAUGUGGAGUAUAUGCUCUCUAUGGCAGUUGGAUGGCAGCUUGCGAUUGGUAUAAUAGUCAAUCAAUUGCCUUCCCAACACAAAAUGAUGAUGGUACGCCCAUUACUGUCAAGGACUUUAACGACCUUCUGAAUUCCGAUGAAUAUACCGAGCGAGCAGUCCAGGUAGCGCGGCGUAUGUAUGCAAACGAUAGUGCCGCCGCAUUGGAUGCAGCGGUCAGGGAAGCCGAAGCCAAAAGUUGA